Closterium sp. Naga37s-1 is the source of this 315-nucleotide messenger RNA. Lineage: Eukaryota; Viridiplantae; Streptophyta; Zygnematophyceae; Desmidiales; Closteriaceae. The record is from the annotation of a GenBank genome assembly.
AUGAAGACUCCAGCCAACCUCGGUAACAGAGCAGGAGGAGCGCAGGAGCAGAGGGGAAGCGCAGGAGCAGAGGAGCGGCAAAGGUGGAGCGGAGGAGGAGAGGAGGAGGAGAGGAUGAGGAGGAGAGGAGGAGGAGAGGAGGGGGAGAGGAGGAGGGGAGGAGGAGGAGAGGAGGAAGAGAGGAGGAGGGGAGGAGGGGAGGAGGGGAGGAGGAGGAGAGGAGGAGGAGCGGAGGAGGAGAGGAGGAGCAGAGGAGGUGCAGAGGAGGAGGAGAGGAGGAGGAGGAGCAGCGGAGCAGCGGAGGGAGGAGGCUAA